AUGCCGGGGGCAUCCCCAGGACUCACCAUCCCCGUGGACAUCCCUCCUUUCCGCUUCCAGCCCCGCCGGCUCCCCGUGGACUGGCGUCGCUUCAGCGCCGUCGACGUGGAGCGGGUGGCCCGGGAGGUAGACCUGGCAGCCCUCCAGGACCACAUCUUCUGCAACCUGGAUGGGGAGCGGUGCCCCCACUGUGGUCAGCCGGCUGACCCCGUCCUGCUGAAGGUCCUCAGGAUGGCCCAGCUGAGCAUGGAGUACCUGCUGCAUUGCCAGGAGCACCUGGGGACCAGCCUGGCCCUGCACGCCCAACGCCUAGAAGAUGCCCACGCCAAGCUGGCUUGCACCCAGCAGCAGGCAGCGGAGCAGGAGGCCCAGCUCCGGGCGGAGAAGGAGGAGAGCAGGAGGUGGAAGAAGCUGCUCGCCACGCAGCAGAUCCUCCUGCAAGCCGGCCCCAGCGCCUACUGCAAGUGCCACCUCUGCAACAAAGCCUUCAUGAACGACUCCUUCCUGCAAGCCCACGUGCAGCGCCGGCACAUGGAGGCCACCAAGGCGGGCUUUGCAGAGGGGCAGAAGAGGAAGCAGGUGGAGCAAAUGGAGGAUGAGGUGGAGGAGCUGAAGGCGAAGCUGCAGGAGACACAGCAGCAGCUGGAAGUGGAGAGGGAAGCGGGGAAGAUGCUCAGGGAGCAGGAAAUGGAGAGAGCUCGCCAGCGAGAAGAGGAGGGCAGGAGAGAUUUGGAAAGAUGGAAAGAGGAGGAGAGGAUGAAGCUGCACGAAGAGCUAGAUGGCCUGAGGCAACUCUUCCUCACAGCAUUCCAGGACAUGGCCAGCAGGAACAGUGCCAUGGAGAAGAAACUGCAGGAGCUUCAGGCCAGAGAGGCGAAGGUGUCCAACCUGGGGACACUGCGGGAUGAUGACACCGAAGAGGCGCCGUGGCAGAUCCCAAGACCAGCAGAGCUGCAGGGAGAGCAGGAGAGGAUGGCAGUACAGAUCAAGCUGCUCUCUGCAAGCAAACCUGAAGUGACCCAGGAGGUGACCAAAGUGUUGGCUGUUGAAGAGCCAUCAGCUGGAGGUGGUGAGAAGGCUGCCCGGGGUGGGAAGCAGAGGCUGCUGGAAGCCCUGAGGAGAAACCCAAACCUCCUGAAGCAGUUUCGGCCCAUCCUGGAGGAAGUGCUGGAGGAAAAGCUGGAGAGCAUGGGGGUCAAGAAGGUUGCGAAGGGGAUCUCCACUCGGACCUACAAAAGCCUCCAGGCUCUGGUCAGGCUUCAGCAGCAACAGAAGGCUGAGAAAUUUCCUGGUCUCCUCCACCUGAGGGAUGAGUUGGUCCGAGAAGUCAUGAGGAAAGUCAGGCGAUGCAAGAAGCCCAGCAGUGCUUUACCUCGACAGCGCUCCAUCAUCCCAGCUCAAAGCCUGAAGACCCCCAGGUCCCUUCGUGGGUCACAGCCCAUGGCAAUACCAGCUGCAUUAGAGCCUGAAGCCUCGGUGGUACCCCAGCCUUCUCCUCGGAGCAGACCCCGCUCCACCCACAGCCCCCCGAGGACUCCCUGGGGCACCCUGCAGAUGUCCAAAGCCAGUAGCCCCCGUCGAGGAAUUGCCCCACGGCGGAGCCCAGAAGUGGUGCUAGGGGGGAAGAAGCCCACCCUGUCCCCGGUGAAGCUCAGCCCUUUCUCUGCAGCGGCGCAGGGGGAUGAGACUGACUCUGAGGGGUCAGACCAGGACUGGCUGGAGGAAAUUGCUGGUUCAGGGACAGCCACCUCCACCACGGUGAAGCUCUUGGAGAGACACCUGGAAGCAGUGGCACGGAGACCACAUGGCAGGGUGAAAAGCCUCCCAGCCCUGAGCUCAGCAUUGCCAAAAAACAGCCAGCCCACCAAGAAAUUCCAGUUUGCAGGUGACAGCAGUGACCUGGAGACCUCCUCCUUGGAGGACCUGGCCAGGCCACCAGAGCUGAGGGCUGCUGAUGUUUGGGGGACCACCAGGGCCCUGGGGAACCCCUCUGCAAGGGGAUGCAGGGUGGUGGCAGGGAAGUGA
Calidris pugnax (ruff) is the source of this 2025-nucleotide messenger RNA. RefSeq names its product DAZ interacting zinc finger protein 1-like (gene DZIP1L). Gene Ontology annotation, biological process: cilium assembly. Gene Ontology annotation, cellular component: cytoplasm; ciliary basal body. NCBI's taxonomy places the organism in Eukaryota, Metazoa, Chordata, Aves, Charadriiformes, Scolopacidae. The record is from RefSeq and is a predicted model, not a curated record.